AGUUGGGCCACCGGACUUGACCUCGAGUGUGCCGAGCAGCACCCUAUAAAUGGGCAAAACGCCGGUUCUGGCGGGAAUCUUUUCGGGGGUGUAUGCGUGGGCGACAGUGACAGUGACGGCGAUAGAGAAGAAAAUGAGGCGUUUUCUGAGGACACGCAAUCGUCUCACACGAUUUCAUAUUCCAAUAAUUCAAAGUUCGGCACCAUGGGCCUUACCGAGGGGUUGGGUGCAGGCUGGGUGUUGCCUCAGGAGCACCGGUACGCUCAGCGCAUCGGGGAUGCGGGGAUGGACAAUUAUCCAGGAGCGGCUGGUUGUGGAGAGGAUGGAGAAAAUGUCGGAGAGCUUCUGAACGGGCCGUUGGCUGGGAUUACCCGUUUGCUAUCGCGUAGACGACAGAAUCCAACGCGGUCUGAGGUCACGCUGAAGGUACCUGUGAAACUGGAGUACACUAAAGAAAGCAUAAACGCACACGUCGACGCUGCGUAUGAAUUUCUGAGCGCGGGCCGGCGCGACAAAGCACACGCUGUGGUCGACAGCUUCUUCGAUAGAAUUGCACCACGUCUGGUACAUGCACAGGCUCAGCAGAAUGCCAGAGAUGUGUGUAAUAACACGUCUCACAGCGAUACCAAACCACCGGGCUCCUGUGCAUGCACCUGCAGUUUCAGACACGCACCCGAUGUUUCCAGUACGACUGAUGUGGCUAUGCGAGAGGCGCAUGCGAGCGUGCAUCGCAUGCUGCACUUGGCUGUGUUGGUAUUGAGGGGCACACACGCCGAAGCACCUACGCCUGGGACAAACAAUAGACCUGCUCGCCCCGUACGGUGUGCGGGGUGUUUGACUCUACGGCGAUACGUGGACAUUGUGGUGGAAGCGGUGCCGCAACAGGCGUCGGUGGCAAGGUGUGGCAUGUGGUUGUUUGCAACAGGUAUAUGGCUUGGAGUGUUUAGGAAGGGUGUGCGCGUGGCUUCGUCUAGCAGUCGAGUACGAAAUAUCAGUAUUGAAAGCACGAAGCUAGCUCUUGUCUGCGUGUUUAAAACGAGUCUAGAAGAGACAUACACAAUGUGCUUUGGGUGA
Molecule: messenger RNA, 1074 nt
Organism: Sphaeroforma arctica JP610
Lineage: Eukaryota; Ichthyosporea; Ichthyophonida
Exons: 2
Source: RefSeq, a predicted model, not a curated record